This is a messenger RNA of Clonostachys solani, 510 nucleotides long. Lineage: Eukaryota; Fungi; Ascomycota; Sordariomycetes; Hypocreales; Bionectriaceae. The record is from the annotation of a GenBank genome assembly.
CCACCGCCGUUCUCCUCUCAGAGAUCGCCCAAGCUCGUCAACAACUUGCAUCCAAACACAAUGCCCCCCCAGGGCAAUAACCACGCCUUUCAUCGGGCCGCAACCGCAUCCCGUAGUGGGAGUCACAGGAUAGCGAACCCUCCUACGAAGCGAUCACCCGGGCCCAUAGACGGUUAUUGCCAAGGCCUUGGCGACGGCGGUCGUGAUAUUGAUUGCUGGUGGGACAACCAGUUCCCUCUCGACGCCGUUGAUGAGUUAUUGUUCCCAUGUACCUGGCACGAAACACAAUUGGGGUGUGCCUCGUGUGAUGGUCAACACAUUUAUACGGGGUACGAUUCGCCAUCACCAGCGCCCCAGCCUGCACCCGCCAAAGGAGGCAUCAAAGAUAAAACGGCCAAUGCACGUACCAAAUCCAAGUCUUCCAAACCAGCGGCAGCAAAUAAACAUAGCUCAGUGGGAAGACACAAGCCCAGGCCGGCCACGAAAAAAGGACCAAGCAAGAAUUGUUAA